This is a messenger RNA of Tetranychus urticae (two-spotted spider mite), 5525 nucleotides long. Lineage: Eukaryota; Metazoa; Arthropoda; Arachnida; Trombidiformes; Tetranychidae. The record is from RefSeq and is a predicted model, not a curated record.
GGUACAAGUGAGAUUGAUCUCCAACUCUUUGAUCAGAUCAUAGCUCGAUCCUAACUCUAGCUGCUAGUGAUUAUACGAAUAUUUAGUAAAUUCAAAGCUUUUUACAGGUUUUCCAACCAACUCGUGAUCUAUUAUGUAUAAGUUUUGUUAAAUUUUUUUGUUGUUUCUUUGCUUCAAUCACUUGCAAUUCGAAUGUAAAUAUUCGCAAAACUAUCAGCUCUAAUCCCAACCAACAUCAAUCAGAGUAGAGUCAAUCUUCUAAUAAGAAUUCAGUUAAAUAUUUCUAAAAGUUAUCAACCAUUGAAAUAGAGAAGUUUUAUGUUUAUUGUGAUUUUUUUCAAUUGUCAGCAUAAAAGUUAUGUCAAGCUAAAAAUCCGAUUUCAUCAAUAGCAAGAUUCUACCUGUUUGACCUGAUUGCAUUUGAUUUCAAUGCAAUACAAAGCAGCAAGUAUUAAUAAUGAUUCUUUUGCAGAUUCCCUCUGUACACCAGCGUGCUGUUUAGAAUCGUUAAUUUAAGUAUGAUUAGAGGCUGCAUCGAUCAUGGCGAGUCAUCUAUUUCACUCCAUUGACACUGAAAACUUUGUGAGUACAAUAAACUCAAUCAUCAUUUAAAAGACUCAAAGGCUAUAUGAGAAAACAAUCGUCAACGAAAUUAACUAAACAGUAAAAUAAAAUCUGGUUCUACUGCUGGACAAAAUGAAAUCCAAGUUUCAACUGUGAAAGCAAUUUCAUCAAAAACCUAAAAUCUGAGAUAGUUUUCAACUAUAAAUCCACAAAUGGCUCCAGUUAUUGGCAUAAUUCCACAGAUCAUGAAGCCACUCAGGGACACUGGUACUUGUCAAUAGUUGUUAAUAAUAUCGAUGAAGAAUUAUUAUGAAAUUUGAGAUCCUGGAUCAUGGUAAUGAAAAGUACUCUUGGUUCGAUCUUGUUUUUUGUCGUAAAUAAACUUACAAGUUGUUAUUUGUUUAAGGUGGGUGGGUUUCGAGGGAAAUAAAAUUGUAAUAAACAAUAAGUAAUAAUCAUGUUGAAUAGUUGAUUAAAUGAAUAAUAGAUAGAAUUCAACUGAUGGAAUGUUGGUCUUCAUUGAGAGCAUAAAUUGAUAGAAUUAAUGGAAUUUAAAGAUGAAAUAACUGAAUUUAUAUCCAUGUUCAAUCAUAUUUGUAGUUCCAAAUGUGGAGCUAAUUGAUACUAAAUUGUAUAAUAAUCUGAUUUUGACACAUUCUCACCUUAAUAUGAGAUUAAAACUUAGAUGAUCUUCUGACGCCCCUUUGCAUGUUAGUAAGUAAAUUGUUACAAUUUAAUUAAUUUCAGAUUCUUUUUGCUCAAAUGAAAUUAAAAGAGUGUUUGAAUUAGAUUAUUUCAUGGAAAAUUGAAUAUCGAAGCAACUUUUCUCAACUUCAACAUCCUAAAUCAACAAUUGAUUUGAAGAUGAAAAUCAAUCUCAAUUUUUCUUUUUAUCUUUGUUUUCUUUACUUAUUAAUAAUUAACUCAGUUCUUUGUGCAGAUUUCAAAUGCCCUGGGAGGGGUAAAGUGGGCGAAUUGAAAGUUCCGAAUGUUUUAAGUUUAAUUGAUAAACAAACUGGUUAUCGUUGUUCUGUUGAAGUCAUUAAUCCAACUCGAAAUAAUUUAAUCCAUGAUUAUUUUGAUGGGAAAAAUAAUGUUGGAUACAUUGACUUGGAAGCGACCAUUCAGGAUAAAAUGAAUCGCCGUUACUAUUAUCAUUCAACAGAAGAAAAGUUUGCAGUUGGAGAAGAUAAAUGUAAAAGAUUGGACUUGACACAAAAUGAAAAUAUCGAAUCGAUUAAAGAUUGGUUUGAACCAGCUGAUAUUGUCGCUAAUUCAGAGAUGUUUAAAGAUUUGGUGCACUUGGGACCAACAGUGUUGAUGAUCUAUGCCCAUAAUAUAAGUGACAAAGCUUCCUUCAUAGGAUCCAAACUGAUUGAAGGUCGUACUGUCAAUCAUUGGUUUUAUUGUACCAACCCUAAUGGACCUUACAUUGACUUUUACUUUGAUGUUAAGACCUCAUUACCUUAUCGGUUCUCGUUGUAUUAUCCCGAAUGGAUUGAGACUCAGGACGUCAUUUCAAUAAAUGAGACUCGAACAAUCAAAAAGCAAGUUGAUUCCGAGUCAAAAUAUAUUUACAACUUUUACAUGUUCAAACCGUUGGUCAUAUCUUCAGAUGAUCCAAUUCCUUAUCCAUUGGGUUAUGGAUGUAAGCGUAAAAAUAGCGAUUCUCAUGCUCCAUUACCAGAUUUUAGUAAAGUUAAAGAGUUUACUAUGGAUAUGGAAGCGAUAAUCACCUUUCCUGGCCGUGACCCUAUCAAAUCAACUGCUCGAGUAAUGAAACGAGGCGAUAUUUUUUCAUUCGAAAUCCAAGAAGAAACUAGUUUCGUUCGUUCAAUUGAAAUGCCAUAUCCUUUAGGGCGAUUUCAAGUAGAUGAGCACACUGGUCAAUGCCAUUAUUAUCCACCAGAUUUUUUUAAAUUUGUUAAACUGCUCACCAGUUUGCCUUUGAAUCAAGAUCUUGGCUUCAAUCUAUUGGAAUAUCUGGUAAUGAAACCACCUGAAGAUGAUUCACCAACUUUUAUUGGUGAUAUACCUUUAGGACCUUUUCGAGUGGAAGAAUACAGAGCAGCUGACUUCUUCUCGGAUAAAGUUAGUGCCAUCGUUGAUUAUUAUUAUACAAAAAAUGUUAGCGAUUAUGUUCCGAGUAAAGUAAUAUUUACCGCAGAUAGAAGUGAUUAUUAUUAUGAUUCCGUUGAUUCUCCAACUUCAAUUGUGGUAACCAUAAUUAAUUACGAAGAAACUUCCCUCGAUUAUGGAGAUCGAUUCGAUGUUUCUGGUUGCUAUGAAGAACCAGGAAGCUAUACUUGGUUUCAACUUCUCUUUUCAAAUCCUUCGAUGAGUGAAUUCAAUAUGCAAGCAAUUAAGGAAUCAACAGAAGAAUACUUGACUUCGUUCAUUCCAAUAACUCGCAUUGGUUUAAUUCAUGCACAACAAGUUGAUUCCAAUAUAUAUGUUACUGUUAAGCUACAUGAUCGUGUCCAUCUCAUUGAUGCUUAUGACCGUUCGAAUCAAAGUAAAAUUAUGAAUCCUUCAUAUAUUGUAAAAAAAUCUAAAGUAGAUGACUGUGAACAGUUGUGCAGUACAAAUCCAGUUUGCGAUGCUUUUAGUUAUUGUUUGGAUUAUGACUGCAUCGUUUUUACAACUAAAUAUUUAUUUUACGAGACAGAAUACAGUGAGGAAUGCGAUUUGUAUGCUAAAUAUGGUACGGUCAAAGUUGAAUCAUUGAUUAGCAAAAACUAUUUGUCGACGAUGUCACACGUAUUACAACAGAUAAGAAAUAAAGUCUCAUCAGGUGAAUUUCGCUUAGACAGAGUUGACCUAUCAGCUGAAGAUUUAUUCAUUGUGAGUGGACCUGCAGAGAUCAGUGACAUUUCCCAGGAACUACAUACAAGUGGUGUCAAUCCUUUAAGAGCUGAAGAUUUCCCGAUGAUCAAAACUGAUCGUCAUUUCAAUGAAGCACAAUUCAAGAUCGAGAAAAGUACUCUCCAAGAAUGUUUCAUGGCUUGUUUAAAUGACGAUGAUUGUAACACACUUUCAUAUUGUGUUAACCAGAAUAAGGAAUGUAUUCUGAGUGGAGAAACAUCGAGUUCAUUGAAAGACACACUUGAAGACAAAACGAGUCAUGCAGAUGGAUGCAACAUCUAUCAAAAAUCGUUUAUAAAUUUAUUCUAUGAAUAUCCUGGAAAAAGUCCUGUUCUAGAUGCCGUCUCAACAAUAAUUGAAGUCUCGAUUGUUGAUUGUGCUAAAACCUGUGCUCAAUCAAAUGAUUUCAAUUGUGAAUCAUUUGAUUAUUGCCAAGAUCGACGAAAUGAAUCUGUUUGUUUCUUACAUGUUAACCACGUUGAGAUAGAUAAAGUUCAUGAAAUAAAUGCAACAAACUGGAAGCUGGCUGAAGCUGGAUGUUGCCAUUAUUCAAAAAAAUCUGAACUCGAUUAUGAACAUAAAGCUGGACUUGCUUUGAAAGAUAACAUGAAAGAAUCAAUUGUUGGAGCCUUUGACCAUUUAUCACUAGAAGACUGUGCUUCCGAGUGCAAUAAAGAUCCCGAUUGUUUUACUUUCGAGUUUUGUGAAACAUUCGACUAUAAUCAAAUUUACGAAAGUAGUUUUUUAUCGACGAACUGUUCAUUGACAAACUUAAAACCAAAUAAUGUUAAUCAAACUGGACUAUUUGAAGAAUCGAAAAGCAACAACAAAAUUUGCUCAAUUUACAUAAACCACAAGAAAGUUACAGGAAAAAGCAAAACUGAUCCACAGCCAUCUUCAUCAAUAAUAACACCACAAACUAAUGCAAAUGAUUAUAAUUUAACAAUCGGAUUGGGAGCAAUUGUAUUCAUAAUGGCGUUUGCCAGUGGUUUCAUUGGAUUCAAAUUUUCUGCUAAAAAAGGAAUUAUUUCAUCAACUAACUUAUUGGAAAUCAAAAAUCAACAUCAGUUGAAAACUGAAGAUGAACAGUCAUGAUUUGUUCAUUCUUAAUAAGUAUUACGAUGAAGUAGUAAUAUGAUGCAUUUGUCAAACAUAAUAUUUUUACGUUUACUCUGUAAUGUAGUGUAACUCUUCAGCAUAACCUUUUGAUAAAAAAAUCGAGAAGCAAAAAUUCAUUUACACUGGAACUUCUGGUUUCUUCUAAUCGUUACCAUUGACCAUUAACUAACUGUGAACAAUUGAUUCAGUCAACAAUAUACCUUCAAUUUAUUCGUCAUCUCAUCGGCAAGCGAAAAGAUCAAGCUCUAGAAAUCUGCUAUUAUUGUGAUCUUGCUUUGUUAGACUUAAGGCUCUGUUGUUAAAUUAGUUUGCAGGAUGUUUAAAUCGCCAUUUUUGAUGUUUGAUGUAUCUAUGAGUCAAUUUUUUCAUUUUUGCUAAAUUAUCAAGAAACAAUUAGUCAAUUACUUAUUCCUAAAUAUUAAAGAUGAGAGGAAGCCAGAUGUACUGAAAAGAUCGGUAUUUUUGACUGCAAUUAUGGAUUGAAAUGGAAGCUCAUGUCUAGCCAAGAGAAAUGUGAAUAACUUGAAAACUAUUACUUCAAUUCAAUGCAUGAAUAGGUACAAAAAGAUACAAAAAUUACAUUCAUUGCAAGACACUUUGACAGGGAGACAUGAAAAUUUUGAAACCAAUGUCUCUCAUUGAUACAAGAACAAUAACUGAUGCAUUUUAUGAAUCAAAAUGAUGUUGCACAUGUGAAAUGCCUUGCAAAGUGAAUAACAAUAACAUUAGCCGUCAAUUUUGACUCGACCUCUUCCUUAUCGACGUAAUAAAUGUAGUUUUUGUAACUGUUUGUACUGAUUCACAUCUAGCUUACGCUCAUAUCCAACAUUUUGAAUAAUGAAUUGGUCACUUGUCUCUUGAUAAAAGAAACAAUUGACUCUCAGUCUCAUGGAACGAUCAAGAAAAAGGUGAUUUAAACAUGCUGCAAAUUCAUUUAAUAACAUGAUUAAAGGUUAGCUCAUCAGUUAUUGUUAUCU